This is a messenger RNA of Lithohypha guttulata, 993 nucleotides long. RefSeq lists its product as uncharacterized. The transcript has a single exon. Lineage: Eukaryota; Fungi; Ascomycota; Eurotiomycetes; Chaetothyriales; Trichomeriaceae. The coding region runs from base 1 to 993 and encodes 330 amino acids. The record is from RefSeq and is a predicted model, not a curated record. Gene Ontology annotation, biological process: carbohydrate metabolic process. Gene Ontology annotation, molecular function: hydrolase activity, hydrolyzing O-glycosyl compounds.
AUGUCCUGGAAAGAUCAGCUCAAAAGAUUCAAAGGAGAAUGGGACAAAUUCAAUGCCGAACACAAUAUCUUACCUGGAAACCACUCACAACAGCCGCAAGCCCAACAACAAUACUAUCCUCAGCAACAGCAACAGCAGCAACAGCCGCAAUACAACCGCGCAUCUGCAGCACCUCAGUACAACCAGCAACCUCAACAACCUAUAAACACGAUCUACUGGCAAGCAAACUUCGACCCAAAUAUACCCAUCGAGGCAGAAUGGGAACCUAAACAAGGCAACAACAACGGCUGGGGCAACAACGAACUCGAAUUCUACACAGGCAACCCCGAAAACUGCUUCUACACAAAUGACCGAAAAUUGAUCGUCCGCGCCAUCGCCAACAACAACGCACCUGACCCGAGCCAAAAAUACACUUCCGCAAGACUGGUUUCACGCCAAAGACUCGCCAGAGAUCGAGGCGUACUCAGUGCAGUGCUUACCAGUCCAUGUGCUUCUGGGAUCUGGCCUGCGUUUUGGUUAUUGCCGUUUGAGCCCUUUGCAUGGCCCGGAGAUGGCGAGGUAGAUAUCAUGGAGACGUGGAAUGGGGAGAGGAAGAACCAUUCGUGUUUGCAUUGGGGUACUUAUACUGGUGAAGAUUGGAACAAGCAUAUUACGCAACAGACGCAGCUGGAUCACAUGCCGACUACGCCUAUUCGGUAUGAUUUUGCUUGGGAUCAGCCUGGUGGGCAGGCUGGUCAGGGCAGGAUGAUCUGGUAUAUUGAUGGUAGACCGGUCAUGAAGGCAACAGUACCUGGUGGUACGAGACCACUAAGGGACUUCACGAUCUUGUUGAAUGUGGCUAUGGGAGGCACGGUUGCUGCUGGGCAGAUCCCUAGAGAUGGCGGAUAUGAUCUAGUUGUGCAUUGGUUGGCUAUGAUGGACGAGCUGGAGAAUGGAGGCUGGGGACGUUUUGAGUCAGAUUGGGGGUAUGCACCGGAAGGGAAAGUAGGUUAA